This is a messenger RNA of Mesocricetus auratus (golden hamster), 1455 nucleotides long. RefSeq names its product leucine zipper transcription factor like 1 (gene Lztfl1). The coding region runs from base 124 to 1023 and encodes 299 amino acids. The transcript is spliced from 10 exons. Gene Ontology annotation, biological process: negative regulation of protein localization to cilium. The record is from RefSeq and is a predicted model, not a curated record. Gene Ontology annotation, cellular component: cytoplasm. NCBI's taxonomy places the organism in Eukaryota, Metazoa, Chordata, Mammalia, Rodentia, Cricetidae.
GCCAAUGACGGGGCACAGCCCGGGGCCCACGUGCCUCCGUUCCCAUUGGCAACCCGCGGCUUCUAAACAACCCGCUUUCCUCCGGGCGGGCCUCCCUCUUUCCCGUCUGGUCCGGCCACCGCCAUGGCAGAGUUGGGCCUAAAUGAGCACCAUCAAAAUGAGGUUAUUAAUUACAUGCGUUUUGCUCGUUCAAAACGAGGCUUGAGACUUAAAACGGUAGAUUCUUGCUUUCAAGACCUCAAGGAGAGCAGGUUGGUAGAGGAGACUUUCACCAUGGAUGAGGUCAUGGAAGUCCUGAAUGGGUUGCAAGCUGUGGUACACAGUGAGGUGGAGUCUGAGCUCAUCAAUACAGCCCUCACCAAUGUGUUACUCCUGCGGCAGCUGUUCUCACAAGCUGAGAAGUGGUACCUAAAGCUACAGACAGACAUCUCUGAACUUGAAAACAGAGAAUUAUUAGAACAAGUUGCUGAAUUUGAGAAGGCAGAAUUUACAUCUUCAAACAAAAAGUCCAUCAUAGAUAUCACAAAGCCUAAACUUGUUCCAAUUAAUGAAGGUGGAACAACAGAACUGCUAAACAAGGAAAUUUUAAGACUUCAACAAGAGAAUGAGAAAUUAAAGUCAAGGCUGAAGACCAUUGAAAUACAGGCUACAAAUGCUUUGGAUGAGAAGUCAAAAUUGGAAAGAACACUUCAGAAUUUACGACUUAAUCAAGGAAAUCAACAGGAUUUUAUAAAGACCCAUGACUUGAAUGACUUGGAAAACACAGUUGCAGCUCUUAAGGAUGAAUUUCAGAAAACGCUUAAUGACAAGACAGAAAACCAAAAGUCUUUGGAGGAGAACCUAGCAGCAGCCAAACAUGACCUCCUCAGAGUACAGGAGCAGCUGAGCAUGGCUGAAAAGGAGUUAGAGAAGAAAUUUCAACAAACAGCAGCUUAUCGAAACAUGAAAGAGAUUCUCACCAAAAAGAAUGACCAAAUCAAAGAUCUACGGAAAAGACUGGCAAAAUAUGAAUCUGAAGAUUAAACUGAAGGUUUUGUCUAGAACCUGCUACACAUGAACAUAUAAGUUAUCUCCAUCCACCUCAGGCAUGUAUUUUGAAGCAUUUUGUCAUAUUCUCUCCUUUUUCUAAUGUUUAGGCUUUGCAUGUAAUCCUAGAAUUAGCAUUCUUAUCUUCAGUUCUCUGAUUGAGAAGAGAAAAAAAUGUAAUAUUCUUUUUUGUUGUACCAAACACCUGUCUGUCAAGUGCUCCAGAGUCUCUGUGCAAGUACAGUGAGAUUUCUUCAUGGUAGAAAGAGUUUAGAGUGGGAAGAAGAGCCAUCCUUUUGCAUUAGUAAGAAAAGCGAACCUUUUAAUGUUAGAUAAGCUGGUAUCAUCAACACUGUACAGUUCUUGAAUGUAAAGAUAAAUAGUAAAGUUACUAAGAUUUACAAAUAAACCUCUUAUUUUUAAUAAUAA